Molecule: messenger RNA, 2536 nt
Organism: Zea mays
Lineage: Eukaryota; Viridiplantae; Streptophyta; Magnoliopsida; Poales; Poaceae
Product: auxin-induced protein 15A
Exons: 1
Coding region: 1660-2001 (113 amino acids)
Biological process (GO): response to auxin
Source: RefSeq, a predicted model, not a curated record
GGCGCCGAGUGGGCCACAGGUGGGCCAAGGCCGAGAGAGGGAGAGAGUUUUUCCUUUUACUUUUAUUUUCUCUUUUGGAUUCAAUUUCAAACCUGCCACAAAUUCAAAUUGGAACUCCUCAAGCAUAGGCAUCAAACAAAAAUAAAGUUUUGGGUUCAACAAGAUGCAACACUUCAUACUCCCUUGGAGUUUUGCGUACUAGAGUAUAAUUACAUUUCCAAAUAAAACAACCACUCCUCUACUCUAGGAAAGAAAAAAGAAAUGGGGAGAGAGGAGAAGAGAGGUAACACCUGAAUUUGGUGGAUAUUAGAGAAGAAGUUUAUACCCCCAAUUUUAGGGUGUUACAAAUCCACCCCCUUAACAGAAUCUCGCCCUCGAGAUUCAAGGUUGGCUAGCAAAGAGUUCGGGAUACUUGGCUCUGAGGUCAUCUUCCCUUUCCCAGGUUGCUUCUUCUUCAGAAUGAUGGCUCCAUUUGACUUUGUACAGCCUGAUGGUGCUCCUUUGAGUGACCAUGUCUGCUGUUUUAAGAAUUUGGGUUGGCUUCUCUAUGUAUGUCAAGUCUUCUUGGACUUCAAGAUCCACGGUUAGCAACUGCUCUUCUGGUACUCGCAAAUAUUUCUUUAGCUAAGAUACGUGGAAAACAUCAUGCACCGCUGCCAGGUUUUCUGGUAGGCUGAGCUGGUAGGCAACUUCUCCACGUCUUGCCUGAAUUUGGUACGACCCGAUAUAUCGAGAUGCUAACUUUCCCUUGACUCCGAACCUGCUAACUCCUCUUAUUCGCAACAGAUGAGAAUCAAUCCCACAACCCUCACAUGAAGCAUCCUCUACAACUCCACCCAUGACAUGACUUGUGUCAAGUGUGGGAUUUUGUUGCCCACAUAUUACAACAAACCAAAUGUAAAUUGAUUGUUUAAGGGUGUAAAUGAAUUCAAACGAAAAGGUUGUUGACUACAAAGUUAAAUGACUUUUUAAGUUCUACUACUUUUAUUUUGAUACUUUUUCUAUCCGGGAUCGUUUGCAUUUCAAAUUUGACAAAUUCAAAUGCAAUUUUGGCAGCCCAAAUAAUUUCAAAUGAAAGGUUGUCAACUUUAAAAUUUCAUAACUUUUAGAAAUCUACAUCUUUUACAUACUAGGUCGUUUCAAAAAUUCACUGGCGUUUCAUUGAGUUGGACGAACUAUUUUAUUUCGCUGGCGUUCUACAGCCAAAACCGUCCGUAAAAAUUAGGCACUACCACAUGCAUAGAGUUUUUUUUCUAUUAGUGAUAGAACCAAUCCAAACAAUAAUUAAUUAGGAGCGAAACAUUUUUAUCACAUCAUAUUACAGAAACAAACACUAGAGUAAUGCAGCAGCCACGGCCACAUGCACAACCCCACAGAAUGUGCUGACUGCCAGUCUGCCACAGAACGGAGGCAUCCCCAAACACCUCUAUUUAUACCCCAUUAGCUAGCUUGCUCUCUCUACUCAGUACUCACAAGUCACACACACACCUCACCAGCAGCCACAUAGCACCAAUUAAACCUGUGCAGUGCAGUAGAGCUACUAGCUAGCUCCAACAUAUAUGCAUGUACCGCACACACGCAAACUGAACUAGAGCACACAGGGGCGACGCAUCGAUCGUACCUAUAUCUCUCUACUGCAUUUCUGCUUCCACCAUCACGAUGGGCUCACUGAAGCUGACGGAGAUCGUCUCCAAGAAAUGGGGAGUCGGCGGCAGCAGCAAGGUCACCUCCCCAAGCGCGGCAGCGUGCCCGCGAGGCCAUUUCGCGGCCUACACCCGGGAGGGCCGCCGAUUCUUCGUCCCCAUCGCCUACCUCGCCAGCGACACCUUCCGGGAGCUGCUCAGCAUGGCCGAGGAGGAGUUCGGUGAGCCCGGCGCCCGCCCCAUAGUGCUGCCCUGCUCCGCCGACCGCCUCGAGCAGAUCCUCGACGCCUUCCGCAGCGGCGGCGGCGCCAAGAAGAAGAGCGCCGGCACCGCCGGCAGGAUCGUAAAGAUCUGGUAGCACGUACUACGAAUGCAAUCAAGUUGCAUUACUGCACUCUGCUGCUGCCUAACUGUGAGCCUGAAUCGUCCAUUGAUUCGCUGUAGCUCAACUAGUCAACUACUGAUCGAUGAUCAACCUAGCUUAGCUAGGUAUCCUCGUUAUUGAUUUAUUAAUUAAAUGAUGUUUUUUCAUGCUCUCCCGGGGUGAUCUAGCUACAUGCCCAAUGCAACGUGCAUGUGUGUUUUCAGGAGACCUGGCGUGGCAGGCAGCACUAUUGCCAACCUGCCAUGAUGUAACAUCUUGUGGACUGCACCUUUCCAUUUCUUGAAUUUUUUUUCUUUCUCUGUCUCUCUUUUCUUCUCUUUGAGAACUCUUUUUUUUUCACUGCCAUGACCAGUAUGUACAAAUUGUUGGUUAUUAUUUUGGUGAAGCUGUGCGACGAGUCAUGCAUGCAUGAGUUGUUGGACGGUCGACGUUAAGCACGUUCAUUGUAACAUCAAUUGAUUAUUGAUGUGUAGUAGUAGUUUUGGUGCAAAUGUCCAGAUGAUUUGAA